Molecule: messenger RNA, 2238 nt
Organism: Zootermopsis nevadensis
Lineage: Eukaryota; Metazoa; Arthropoda; Insecta; Blattodea; Termopsidae
Gene: Argl
Product: Argininosuccinate lyase
Cellular component (GO): cytosol
Molecular function (GO): argininosuccinate lyase activity
Source: RefSeq, a predicted model, not a curated record
AAGUUUGUACAUUUUAUAUGCAGGAAUGAAAAGUUCUAUACAGAAGCUUCUUAUUUUCUUGUUAAAAUAAUUGGAUAUUUCUGUGUUGUGAUAAAAAGUCAUGCCUAAGAAGAAGGAACUAGUUUCAGGAUGGUUCCAAAGUUUACAAAAAUAAUGAGUGAAUCCAAUAAGUAUAUUAUUUUUAAAUUUAAAUGGCAAAUUAUAUUGUAAUAUGCUUGUUCUAUGAAGCAGACCAUUUAAGUGAGAUUUCUAUACUCAUAUUGAUAUUGUUUGUUUAUUUUACAGUGUUGUAUUGGAUACUUUGGUUAUGCAGGAUUAUGUAACAUGUUGUAGAAUGACUGUAAAUGAUAAAUGGGCAGGGUUGUAGAAGUAGCUGUGAGCUAAUGACAUAUUUAUAGAUGUCACAUUUAGUUUUCAGACAAAUUUUCAUGAAGGAAAUGCUUUAAUUGUGAAGCACGAACAAAGCUUUGGGGAGGACGAUUUUCAGAAAAGACUGACACUUUGUUAGAGAAACUGAAUGCAUCAAUUGCCUAUGACAAACGUAUGUGGUCUGAAGAUAUACAGGGCAGUCAAGCAUAUGCACAUGCCUUGCAGAGGGCAGGUUUGUUGACUGAGGAAGAGGAACAAGUGAUACAGAAUGGACUGAAACUGGUGAGUCAAGAAUGGGAGCUGGACAACUUCAAGUUACAUCAGUCUGAUGAAGAUAUACAUACUGCAAUUGAAAGAAGGCUGGAGGAAUUGAUAGGGCUGCCAGCCACCAAACUACACUCAGGCCGCAGUCGUAAUGACCAGGUGGCAACAGAUAUGAAGUUAUGGCUCAGAUCAAAGCUAAAUGUUUUGAAGAAAUAUAUUCAACAUUUAACACAGAUUCUGGUUGAGAGAGCAAAAGCUGAGGUUGGGAUUCUGAUGCCAGGAUACACACAUCUCCAGCGAGCCCAGCCAGUGCAGUGGAGCCAUUGGUUAUUAAGUCAUGCCUGGUAUCUCAAAGAAGAUUGUGAUCGUCUGUUACAACUGCAGGAACGUAUGAAUGUAAUGCCUCUUGGCAGUGGAGCACUAGCAGGGAGUCCAUUCUCAAUCAAUCGCAGUCUUCUUGCCAAAGAUCUUGGUUUUGCCAAGUUUACAUACAACAGUAUGAAUGCAGUUGGUAAUAGAGAUUUCAUAGCUGAAUUCUUGUUUUGGGCUUCCUUAACUGCUGUACAUUUAAGCCAACUAGCCGAAGACUUGAUUCUGUACAACAGUAAAGAAUUUGGUUUUAUCAGACUGUCUGAAUCUUACUGUACUGGUAGCAGCCUCAUGCCACAGAAAAAGAAUCCUGACAGUUUGGAGCUUAUCCGUGGAAAGGCUGGAAGAAUUUAUGGGAAUAACUGUGGAUUUAUGAUGGUAUUAAAAGGAUUGCCAUCUACAUACAAUAAGGACCUGCAAGAGGACAAGGAAGCUAUGUUUGACACAUAUGACAGUCUUGAGUGUGUCCUGCAGGUGGCAAUGUGGACAGUUAAAACCCUCAUGGUAAAUGAAGUAUCUUGUGCCACAGCUCUCAGUCCUGAUAUGUUGGCUACAGACUUGGCAUACUACUUAGUAAGAAAAGGGGUUGCGUUUCGUGAAGCUCAUUACUUAGCUGGUGAAGUUGUAGCAUUAGCAGAGAAACAAAACAUGGAUAUGCCAAGUUUAACUUUACAACAGUUGAAGACAAUCAGCGAGAAGUUUGAGGAUGAUGUGCUCAAAGUAUGGGACUACAAACACAGUGUAGAACAAUACCAAACUGUAGGGGGUACAAGUACCAGCAGCAUCUUACAUCAGAUCCAUUUACUCGAAGAAUGGCUGCACUUCGCUCAAGAGAGUUAAUGACAGUUAGCAAGGCCAAUCUGCUGUGAUCUAAAAUUUUGCAAAGUUUACAUUAAUAUAUAUUUUCAAUGCCUGAAGUUUUUUGCAGAACUUCCAAUGCUGAUUUGUAAAUUUUAACACAUUAAACAAGUUUAAUUCAAAAUGUGCAAGUGUGUAUAAGUAUGUCUGAUUCAAGGACAUGUAAAACAACACUUAGUUUCAAGGGCCAGUACUCUAUGUUUAUCAUAUUGUAGAAUACAAAUAAGUACACAUAUGCAAUAAUUAUUGUCAUGUAUAAAUAUGUGUACUUAUGAUAGAAGAAAUGAAUGCCUUUAAGUGGCAUAGAAGCUGAAAAGAUGUCAUUAUUAACCACAUUAAACACUGAAAAAUAAAAUGCAUGCCUAGAGUAUGAAAUAA